This is a messenger RNA of Loa loa (African eye worm), 2418 nucleotides long. RefSeq lists its product as hypothetical. Gene Ontology annotation, molecular function: ATP hydrolysis activity; ATP binding; microtubule binding. Gene Ontology annotation, biological process: microtubule-based movement. The record is from RefSeq and is a predicted model, not a curated record. Bases 1 to 2418 code for a protein of 805 amino acids. Gene Ontology annotation, cellular component: kinesin complex; nucleus; microtubule. Lineage: Eukaryota; Metazoa; Nematoda; Chromadorea; Rhabditida; Onchocercidae. The transcript has 17 exons.
AUGACAUCUCUUUCAAAUGCUUUGGCAAUGGGUUGUUUUCCGAAAGCAAAAAACCAUGCUUCGAGAAUGGCUUUUCGGAAAAAUUCUUUUGGCAGACGUCCUGGCACGCCUUCACGGCGAGGCGGUAAACGAACAGAUGAUAAAGAAAAUGUGGAAGUAGUUUGCCGUUUAUGUCCAUAUAAAGGUAAUGAUCCUUGCGUGAUACCAAUCGACGAUGAGCACGUUCGAUUUGUUCAACCUGCUUCCAUGCAGUCCAGGAACGGAAUACCGUUGGAAGCUACUUACGAAUUUUCAUAUGUCUUUGAUGACAGUGAUAGUCAGCGGGUAGUGUUUGAGCGUACUGCUUUGGAUUUGAUCGAAAAUCUUAUCCGUGGAAAGAAUUCACUACUUUUUACUUACGGAGUUACUGGAAGUGGUAAAACUUACACAAUGACUGGAAACACCGAGGAAGAGUCGAUUGGGAUUCUUCCACGUACUCUCGACGUCAUAUUUAAUUCGCUGAUCAACCGUGCGGAUAAAUGUGUUUUCAAACCGGAUGGACGUAAUGGUUUUAUUGUACGGGACGAGUUUGAAUCAGCACUCGCACGACGACGCCUGGAGCUCGAACGUUCCGAUAAUGGAGUCGAAUUAGCAAAUCGCUAUGUUGAACGCCGGAGGGUUAGUGGUGCUAACCCGGAUUUGGCUUGUGCAAUAUUCGUUUCCUACAUCGAAAUCUAUAAUGAAGUUUGUUAUGAUCUUCUUGAGAAACCCCUCCUCAAAUCGGAUGGUAGUAAGACGCUGUCUGGUAAGGAUAUCAGGCUAGGUGCCAAUAAUAUGUUUUACGUGAGUAAUGCAACUGAAAUUGAAGUGGAUUCAAGUGAUGAAGCAUUGGAACAAUUCUACCGAGGACAAGAGAGACGACGUGUUGGGGAUACGUUAUUGAACAAGCAGAGCAGCCGUUCACACUCCAUAUUUAACAUUCGCGUGGUAAUGGCACCUUAUCUUCCAGAUACAUGUUACCCUGAUGCGGAUCCUACCAAGAUACAUGUUAGUCAGUUAUCACUGGUUGACCUGGCUGGUUCGGAACGUACAAAAAGAACGGGCAAUGAAGGAGCACGCCUAAUUGAAAGCAGUAAAAUAAAUCAAGGACUUUCAGUUCUUCGCCAGUGUUUUGAGAAGUUGCGGGACAAUCAGCUGCGUGAUAAAGCAGCCGCAAUUUCGUACAGAGAAUCCAAAAUAACGCACCUCUUUAAAAACUCUUUCGAAGGAACGGGAAAAGUACGCAUGAUUAUUUGUUUGAAUCCAAGACCGGAAGACUUCGGUGAGAAUCAGGGUGUGUUAAAAUUUGCGCAAGUGUCAAAAGAUAUUGCGGUUUCGGAAGGAAAUGAAGUUAUGCCACCGUUUGAAUCAGGUUUCCCAGUCAGUCGUCGUAAUUUUCUGAAAUGGUUAAACGAAUUAGGACCUCUACAUAUCUCGGACAAAGCAAUGCCUUCUUUUCCAUCACCACCACCGUUCAGUGUUUCGGGUUCGGAAGAUACAAAGUCGAUUGCUCGAUUACGCCAGUACUAUCAACACUGUGCACAGGAAUAUAGUUCUUUGCAUGCAGUAUUUGAACGCAAAACAGCUGAAAUGGAGCAACACUUGCAACGGGCCUUGUGUACCGUCGAUUUGCAAGAAGUGCGCAUUCAAGAACUUGAAGCGGAAAGGGAUGAAACAGAACGACUUCUAUCAACAUUGACAUAUAAGUUGAAGCAAAUGCGGCGUGAAAACUUGACUUUACGUCAACGUUUGGAACAUUGUGAGUCGGAGGAGACCGAGAAGUUAAAUCAAGAAGAGGAACAUAGACGUCGUGAAAGAUUGUACCAAGAACAGCUUCGUAAAAAAGAAAAAACACUCCAUCAGGUACGUGAAAUAUGUGAAAGACCGCUUGUUUCGUCAACUAAGCAUUUCAAAAGCAUUGAAAACAUUCAUAAUAUGGCCGCAGCAGAUGGUGGUAGUUCGAUUAGUGAUGCCAAGACCACACAAAAUGAAGAAUUGUCAACACCUCACCGUGUUGCGCUUGCAAGACAGAAGUGGGAAGCGCGGACUGCGAAUCAAAAUGCUUCAACAAAAGCUCACAUUGGUUAUUACAAUGGACGAUUUCACAGAAGAUCCAAAAGUGCGAACUGUAGAGUGAUUGACCAUCAGCCUCGAAAUCGCAUUCCUGAAGGAACGAUCUUGCAACCACGAAUGCCUAAAUUUUCUAAAACUACGAAUAAAUUAAGUGUGGAAGAAUUGAGAAAAUGCUCUGAUUAUGUGCUGACACAUCAGGAAGUUGAUCCAAAGGGUUAUCUCACUACACAGGUUGUUAAGGGUGAAUGUAUCCCAACUGCUGGAGGAGGCACAGCAGUUCGUUUCAAUGAUGUGGAACGAUUGUCGCACGAGUCACCAAAUGUUUAA